AUGGCUUUACCAAGUGUAAUAUUGAAAUAUGGAAUCCAGUCAAGUCUAACAAAACUGGUGGUUCCAACCAUGAUGAUCAUUACAAAAAGAAAUUUCACUCAAACAGUUAAUAGAUUGGACUUGCAGAUAAAUCGUAUGACAUUAAAGAAUUUAAAGGAGGAGUGUCGUAAAAGAGGAUUGAAAGUGUCAGGCAGAAAACAUGAGUUACAAGAAAGGAUCCAAAGCCAUGACAUGAAAGUGACAGAUAGUGGUACUAAUGUGAAUUUUGAUGUUAUUGACGAGAAUGACUUAAUUGAUAUGAAGAAUCAAAUAAAUGAAGCGAAAUUACAGGUGCAAAGGGUUGAAAAACAGAUUGAUGACGUAAGUUAUGAGGUAUCACUCCAUGAAGAGUCACAAUUGGACAAACAUCAUUUAGAAGAAGAUUCCAAGGAAGUUAACACUAUGAUAGACGAAUUAAAAGAGGUUCAACAAAAGUUAGAUUCAUUGAAAUCUUUCACUAAGAAAAUGGAUAAAGACAUUACUGAUAUUCUAAAUAAAGAUGGUGGAGAUAUUACAUAUGAGCCAUUGUUAAAUGAAAAGAGUCACCAUAAAGGAAUAGAUCUGGAGGAAGGCUGUGAGAAUGUGGAAUCAUUGAAAAAAGAAUUGGACACUGCACAUGUUCAAGUAGAAAGAUUACAAAAGAUAAUCACUUCCGAAUUAGAAGCAGCCACUGAAAAAGCAGAUGAGAUAAAAGCCACACAAACAAGUUCCGUAAUAGGCUCCACAAACGACAGUUCUCUCAACAUUAAUAAAUCCAAAUUGUCUGAUCCAACUAAUAGAACAAAGGGAAGAAGUUAUCUAUUGAGCAUUCUUGGUUUAACGCUAGGUUUAGGGUGGAUUUUCCAAGACUCUUUAAUUCAUAAAGAUGGUCAAUCCACUGCGCAACAAUUAGAUGAGCCUGAUAAGAGACAAAACUGA
Messenger RNA from Arxiozyma heterogenica, 957 nucleotides. RefSeq names its product Aim34p (gene AIM34). NCBI's taxonomy places the organism in Eukaryota, Fungi, Ascomycota, Saccharomycetes, Saccharomycetales, Saccharomycetaceae. The coding region runs from base 1 to 957 and encodes 318 amino acids. The record is from RefSeq and is a predicted model, not a curated record. The transcript has a single exon.